CUUUGUUCCUAUUGAUCCUCUUAGUUGUACAUUGUUAACUUUUUGGCUACAUUUGAACUGUUAAUAUUUGUAUUUUAUUAUAGUUUUCGUUUUUACUACACCUUCACUAAUUCCCCAUGUUUCUUCCCGAACUGCACUUAUGUUGUUUUACUUUAUACUAAGUCUGGGCGGCAGCCAUUUGGGUUUAUCCCUGCCUUUGAUUGCUUGACCUGUGUUGACUGGAAUUGUGCAUUUUGGUUGUGAAUUGAAGCACUCUUCCAGAAUUGAAAACACUCUGUGUUAUAGAGCGACCAAUUAUUACCUUUUGAACGAAUCUGUACGUGAUCUAUCCAGACAGGAUAGAAUAACAUUUAUUUGUGGUGAUUGUUUAGAUUUGAUCAAUUGAACAAUUAUUGGUUGGAUAGCUGAGUGGUUAUAUUUGUUUAGAACCGUCAUCGUACCCAAUUACUUUGUUUUGGUUUCAAUCGGGCGAGGGUGCGUAUCUAAUUCAUCCCGACAGCUGUCCUUCACUCCAAACCGUAGUUUGGAUCUUACAGUUCUAAACAAAUAUUUCGGUCGAAUUCGUUUGGCUUUCGUUUCGUUGAUUCCAAUCAUUGUCUCUGGGAAUAUUUGGUCGUUCGCUUGCGAUGCCAAACAAUCGUCGAAGGAAAUUAAGUCCAAGGCUCGUGGAUGUUAAAAGAGAUGAACAAAAGGAUGGAUCCCCUCAAUCAAGGCAAGUGCCUUUUGAUGCUUCUAUGUGUCAUGGUUCAUAUUCUAAUAGGGACGAUUGUAAUUAUAGUGAAUCUAGUUGUGAUAUAAUGGCAGAUGGCAUAGAAAACCUUAGUUUAGACGUGAAGCAAGCGAGAAGCGUGAUGCCUACGGCGCUUUUCGUAGGUCCAGAGUUACCAAAGGUUGAGUUAAGUUAUGUCGACGGUCAACCGAGAGGUUAUUGUAAGUUUUUAAUGGAGUUUGAGACCUAUGUAGAAUCAAGGGUCAAGGAUGAUGGUCAACGCUUGCUUUAUUUGGUACAUUAUUGUAAGGGUAAAGCGAAAACAGCCAUUGAGGGUUGUGUUAUGUUGGAAGCCUCUUCUGGUUAGAAGAAGGCCAAAGAAAUUCUAAAACGGUUGUUCGGACAGGCGCAUGUAAUCACUCGAGAGACACUAGAAGACUUAUUCAGUGCCGUGAAUUUUGAUUAUACUGACGGAGAGCAAGAAACAAAAUUGGCUAUUAAAAUGUAAAACUGUGCUAUGAUCUUGGAACAGAUGAAUUAUGUCUCUGAUCUAAAUUCCUUAGUUACCUUGGAAGGAAUAGUGAGACUCUUGCCUCAGCCUAUGCAAACCCAGUGGGCGGACUUGGUGGACGAAUUGACUGAAGAUAACAGGGAACCGACCUUUGACGAGCUCACUCAGUUUAUCGCAUCGCGUGCGAGAGUGGCUUGUAGUAGAUUUGGACGGUUAGCAAAUCGUUCAAGAAAAGGACAUGACGUAAAGACGAACUGUCACGUGCAAUCGGAGCAAGGGAAUAGUUCGACAACGAAAACUAAGUGCAGUAUGUGUUCCUACGACCAUGCUGUUGAUAAAUGUCCACAGCUCUUAGCGCAUACAGUUCAAGACCGAUGGUCUCACGCUAAAAGCAAGGGUAUCUGUUUUGUCUGUCUUAGACAAGGACAUAAGGUUAAUGAAUGUAAGAUGACAAGGCUCUGUAACGUUGACUGUUGUGAGAAGAGACAUCACGUUCUGCUGCACACUGACUCGACAAGCAACGUCGUAAAUGAUAAGCCAUCAUGCCCGGAAUAUAGGAAAAGAGUUGUUAACCAUACCAGUAAGGUACAGACAUUAGAGAACGAAAUACGUGAGCUUUAUGAUGUAGAGUUUUCAGAUGCUUAUUCAAGUGAUAAAUCAUUAUUAGUAGACGACAAGGCGGCUAUAAAGAUUGUGGAAGGGGGCACGCGCUUCGACAACGGUCAUUUUGUAGUUUCUAUACCGUGGAAAAAGAAUCCAAAUAUGAAAGUGGAUAAUUAUGAAGUAGCAAACCGUAGAUUACAAAGUUUGAAGGGUAUGUUGUCGAAGGAUGUCAGUCUGCACAUCAGGUAUAUCAACAGUAUUGAGAGUAAAUUUACUAAGACUUAUGCGGAGAGGGUCCUUGAAAUAUAUUUGCAGCCUAAUUAUCGCCCUCGAGGGUAUUUACCUCAUCAUGCAGUGUUAAACAUGAAGAAACCAGAAGAAUUUAGAGUGGUCCUUGAUUGUGCCGCCGAGUUUGCAGGGGUUUCCAUGAAUGAUAUGAUUUAUCAAGAACCCGAUACCACUGCUGAGUUAAUGUGCAUAUUAUUAAGUUUUUGCAAGGAGACAGUUGCAAUCCCUGCAGAUGUUGAAGAAAUGUUCAUGCAAGUGAAGUUCCCUGAGUCUGGUCGAGGAGCUUCAAGAUUUCUGUGGUGGCAGGAGGGGGACAUGUCGAGGGAACCAUCUGAGUUUCAAAUGACAACUCAUGCAUUUGGUGCCACAUCAUCGCCGUUUCGUACGAACUUUGCCUUCAAUAAGACCGCACAAAUAUUCUCUGACGAUAGUGAGUUUAGAAAAACUGCUGUGGUUAACUUGAGUAGUAUAAAGUACAACAUGUCACCUAUUCUCUCUUAUUACUCCGAGUGGUUGAAAUUAGUCAGGGCCGUAGCCUGGCUUAGAAGGUUCAUAGAAUUCCUGAUGGUACUUCGUUCCCCGAGUCAUGAAGGAUCCGUUCAUCUAGGAUGUUUAAAGGUCAAAGAGCUUGACAUCGCCAAGCGUAAAAUUUUAUUGGUGGUUCAGAAAGAAGUGUAUGGAGAAAUACUUAGUGGAUUUAAAAACAAUGGUAAAGUAGUUAGUCACAAUGAUCUGAAGAGCUUAUCACCGAUAAUGCUUGAUUGGUUACUCUGCGUUGGAGGUCGACUAAGAUACUCAGAUUUCCCAAAUGCUUUUAAACAUCCAGUAAUUUUACCCAGUCGACACUUAGUGACGGAAAUGAUAAUCAGACAUUGUCCUAAAGAACAAGGACACAUAGGAAGAUCAUUAGAAAAAGGGUAUGGAUAUGUGUUUACUUGUUUGCAAACAUGGGCAGUACAGUUUGAAAUGAUGUGUAGUUUGAUUAUAAUGGCCUUAUUACGUUGUAUUGGAAGAAGAAGGAGACCUCCGGAGAUUUACAGUGACAGUGCGUCAAGCUUCGUGGGGGCAUUUUCUGAGUUAAGGAAGUUUGUGCAUCAGUCGAAUCAGCAGAAGAUAAAUAGUGAAUUGUCAGCGAGGCCCUCAUCCAACAGCAUGGGUGGGGUUUGGGGAAGAGUGAUUAGGUCUAUACCACAAGUGUUAUUGUUGAACACCAGAGAACAAGUGAAGCAGGUCUCCUUGAAGCUUCGGAUUAGUCUUUGUUGUUAUUAAUGUAGGUAGGUCGAGUAGGCGUACUGUUGUAAGUCCUACUCGUUCCUAUAGUGUCAUAUGCUACAUAAUGAACCAUGACCAUAGGCAUCAAGGUAGCUUGUGUGAUAUGGAGGGAUUUUGGGGGCUGGUGUAAGAUCCAUUUUGAAUGCUUUGUGUUUGUGAAAAUCCCUCCAUGUAUAUACUUGCACUUUGUUCCUAUUGAUCCUCUUAGUUGUACAUUGUUAACUUUUUGGCUACAUUUGAACUGUUAAUAUUUGUAUUUUAUUAUAGUUUUCGUUUUUACUACACCUUCACUAAUUCCCCAUGUUUCUUCCCGAACUGCACUUAUGUUGUUUUACUUUAUACUAAGUCUGGGCGGCAGCCAUUUGGGUUUAUCCCUGCCUUUGAUUGCUUGACCUGUGUUGACUGGAAUUGUGCAUUUUGGUUGUGAAUUGAAGCACUCUUCCAGAAUUGAAAACACUCUGUGUUAUAGAGCGACCAAUUAUUACCUUUUGAACGAAUCUGUACGUGAUCUAUCCAGACAGGAUAGAAUAACAUUUAUUUGUGGUGAUUGGUAAUUUUCUUGCAUCCUGUAUCAACUUUCUUAUUUAUUGUAGUUUAGAUUUGAUCAAUUGAACAAUUAUUGGUUGGAUAGCUGAGUGGUUAUAUUUGUUUAGGUAAUAAUGUACACUUAAAUUUAUGAUAAAUUAUAGAACCGUCAUCGUACCCAAUUACUUUGUUUUGGUUUCAAUCGGGCGAGGGUGCGUAUCUAAUUCAUCCAGACAGCUGUCCUUCACUCCAAACCGUAGUUUGGAUCUUACAGUUCUAAACAAAUAUUUCGGUCGAAUUCGUUUGGCUUUCGUUUCGUUGAUUCCAAUCAUUGUCUCUGGGAAUAUUUGGUUGUUCGCUUGCGAUGCCAAACAAUCGUCGAAGGAAAUUAAGUCCAAGGCUCGUGGAUGUUAAAAGAGAUGAACAAAAGGAUGGAUCCCCUCAAUCAAGGCAAGUGCCUUUUGAUGCUUCUAUGUGUCAUGGUUCAUAUUCUAAUAGGGACGAUUGUAAUUAUAGUGAAUCUAGUUGUGAUAUAAUGGCAGAUGGCAUAGAAAACCUUAGUUUAGACGUGAAGCAAGCGAGAAGCGUGAUGCCUACGGCGCUUUUCGUAGGUCCAGAGUUACCAAAGGUUGAGUUAAGUUAUGUCGACGGUCAACCGAGAGGUUAUUGUAAGUUUUUAAUGGAGUUUGAGACCUAUGUAGAAUCAAGGGUCAAGGAUGAUGGUCAACGCUUGCUUUAUUUGGUACAUUAUUGUAAGGGUAAAGCGAAAACAGCCAUUGAGGGUUGUGUUAUGUUGGAAGCCUCUUCUGGUUAGAAGAAGGCCAAAGAAAUUCUAAAACGGUUGUUCGGACAGGCGCAUGUAAUCACUCGAGAGACACUAGAAGACUUAUUCAGUGCCGUGAAUUUCGAUUAUACUGACGGAGAGCAAGAAACAAAAUUGGCUAUUAAAAUGUAAAACUGUGCUAUGAUCUUGGAACAGAUGAAUUAUGUCUCUGAUCUAAAUUCCUUAGUUACCUUGGAAGGAAUAGUGAGACUCUUGCCUCAGCCUAUGCAAACCCAGUGGGCGGACUUGGUGGACGAAUUGACUGAAGAUAACAGGGAACCGACCUUUGACGAGCUCACUCAGUUUAUCGCAUCGCGUGCGAGAGUGGCUUGUAGUAGAUUUGGACGGUUAGCAAAUCGUUCAAGAAAAGGACAUGACGUAAAGACGAACUGUCACGUGCAAUCGGAGCAAGGGAAUAGUUCGACAACGAAAACUAAGUGCAGUAUGUGUUCCUACGACCAUGCUGUUGAUAAAUGUCCACAGUUCUUAGCGCAUACAGUUCAAGACCGAUGGUCUCACGCUAAAAGCAAGGGUAUCUGUUUUGUCUGUCUUAGACAAGGACAUAAGGUUAAUGAAUGUAAGAUGACAAGGCUCUGUAACGUUGACUGUUGUGAGAAGAGACAUCACGUUCUGCUGCACACUGACUCGACAAGCAACGUCGUAAAUGAUAAGCCAUCAUGCCCGGAAUAUAGGAAAAGAGUUGUUAACCAUACCAGUAAGGUACAGACAUUAGAGAACGAAAUACGUGAGCUUUACGAUGUAGAGUUUUCAGAUGCUUAUUCAAGUGAUAAAUCAUUAUUAGUAGACGACAAGGCGGCUAUAAAGAUUGUGGAAGGGGGCACGCGCUUCGACAACGGUCAUUUUGUAGUUUCUAUACCGUGGAAAAAGAAUCCAAAUAUGAAAGUGGAUAAUUAUGAAGUAGCAAACCGUAGAUUACAAAGUUUGAAGGGUAUGUUGUCGAAGGAUGUCAGUCUGCACAUCAGGUAUAUCAACAGUAUUGAGAGUAAAUUUACUAAGACUUAUGCGGAGAGGGUCCUUGAAAUAUAUUUGCAGCCUAAUUAUCGCCCUCGAGGGUAUUUACCUCAUCAUGCAGUGUUAAACAUGAAGAAACCAGAAGAAUUUAGAGUGGUCCUUGAUUGUGCCGCCGAGUUUGCAGGGGUUUCCAUGAAUGAUAUGAUUUAUCAAGAACCCGAUACCACUGCUGAGUUAAUGUGCAUAUUAUUAAGUUUUUGCAAGGAGACAGUUGCAAUCCCUGCAGAUGUUGAAGAAAUGUUCAUGCAAGUGAAGUUCCCUGAGUCUGGUCGAGGAGCUUCAAGAUUUCUGUGGUGGCAGGAGGGGGACAUGUCGAGGGAACCAUCUGAGUUUCAAAUGACAACUCAUGCAUUUGGUGCCACAUCAUCGCCGUUUCGUACGAACUUUGCCUUCAAUAAGACCGCACAAAUAUUCUCUGACGAUAGUGAGUUUAGAAAAACUGCUGUGGUUAACUUGAGUAGUAUAAAGUACAACAUGUCACCUAUUCUCUCUUAUUACUCCGAGUGGUUGAAAUUAGUCAGGGCCGUAGCCUGGCUUAGAAGGUUCAUAGAAUUCCUGAUGGUACUUCGUUCCCCGAGUCAUGAAGGAUCCGUUCAUCUAGGAUGUUUAAAGGUCAAAGAGCUUGACAUCGCCAAGCGUAAAAUUUUAUUGGUGGUUCAGAAAGAAGUGUAUGGAGAAAUACUUAGUGGAUUUAAAAACAAUGGUAAAGUAGUUAGUCACAAUGAUCUGAAGAGCUUAUCACCGAUAAUGCUUGAUUGGUUACUCUGCGUUGGAGGUCGACUAAGAUACUCAGAUUUCCCAAAUGCUUUUAAACAUCCAGUAAUUUUACCCAGUCGACACUUAGUGACGGAAAUGAUAAUCAGACAUUGUCCUAAAGAACAAGGACACAUAGGAAGAUCAUUAGAAAAAGGGUAUGGAUAUGUGUUUACUUGUUUGCAAACAUGGGCAGUACAGUUUGAAAUGAUGUGUAGUUUGAUUAUAAUGGCCUUAUUACGUUGUAUUGGAAGAAGAAGGAGACCUCCGGAGAUUUACAGUGACAGUGCGUCAAGCUUCGUGGGGGCAUUUUCUGAGUUAAGGAAGUUUGUGCAUCAGUCGAAUCAGCAGAAGAUAAAUAGUGAAUUGUCAGCGAGGCCCUCAUCCAACAGCAUGGGUGGGGUUUGGGGAAGAGUGAUUAGGUCUAUACCACAAAUGUUAUUGUUGAACACCAGAGAACAAGUGAAGCAGGUCUCCUUGAAGCUUCGGAUUAGUCUUUGUUGUUAUUAAUGUAGGUAGGUCGAGUAGGCGUACUGUUGUAAGUCCUACUCGUUCCUAUAGUGUCAUAUGCUACAUAAUGAACCAUGACCAUAGGCAUCAAGGUAGCUUGUGUGAUAUGGAGGGAUUUUGGGGGCUGGUGUAAGAUCCAUUUUGAAUGCUUUGUGUUUGUGAAAAUCCCUCCAUGUAUAUACUUGCACUUUGUUCCUAUUGAUCCUCUUAGUUGUACAUUGUUAACUUUUUGGCUACAUUUGAACUGUUAAUAUUUGUAUUUUAUUAUAGUUUUCGUUUUUACUACACCUUCACUAAUUCCCCAUGUUUCUUCCCGAACUGCACUUAUGUUGUUUUACUUUAUACUAAGUCUGGGCGGCAGCCAUUUGGGUUUAUCCCUGCCUUUGAUUGCUUGACCUGUGUUGACUGGAAUUGUGCAUUUUGGUUGUGAAUUGAAGCACUCUUCCAGAAUUGAAAACACUCUGUGUUAUAGAGCGACCAAUUAUUACCUUUUGAACGAAUCUGUACGUGAUCUAUCCAGACAGGAUAGAAUAACAUUUAUUUGUGGUGAUUGGUAAUUUUCUUGCAUCCUGUAUCAACUUUCUUAUUUAUUGUAGUUUAGAUUUGAUCAAUUGAACAAUUAUUGGUUGGAUAGCUGAGUGGUUAUAUUUGUUUAGGUAAUAAUGUACACUUAAAUUUAUGAUAAAUUAUAGAACCGUCAUCGUACCCAAUUACUUUGUUUUGGUUUCAAUCGGGCGAGGGUGCGUAUCUAAUUCAUCCAGACAGCUGUCCUUCACUCCAAACCGUAGUUUGGAUCUUACAGUUCUAAACAAAUAUUUCGGUCGAAUUCGUUUGGCUUUCGUUUCGUUGAUUCCAAUCAUUGUCUCUGGGAAUAUUUGGUCGUUCGCUUGCGAUGCCAAACAAUCGUCGAAGGAAAUUAAGUCCAAGGCUCAUGGAUGUUAAAAGAGAUGAACAAAAGGAUGGAUCCCCUCAAUCAAGGCAAGUGCCUUUUGAUGCUUCUAUGUGUCAUGGUUCAUAUUCUAAUAGGGACGAUUGUAAUUAUAGUGAAUCUAGUUGUGAUAUAAUGGCAGAUGGCAUAGAAAACCUUAGUUUAGACGUGAAGCAAGCGAGAAGCGUGAUGCCUACGGCGCUUUUCGUAGGUCCAGAGUUACCAAAGGUUGAGUUAAGUUAUGUCGACGGUCAACCGAGAGGUUAUUGUAAGUUUUUAAUGGAGUUUGAGACCUAUGUAGAAUCAAGGGUCAAGGAUGAUGGUCAACGCUUGCUUUAUUUGGUACAUUAUUGUAAGGGUAAAGCGAAAACAGCCAUUGAGGGUUGUGUUAUGUUGGAAGCCUCUUCUGGUUAGAAGAAGGCCAAAGAAAUUCUAAAACGGUUGUUCGGACAGGCGCAUGUAAUCACUCGAGAGACACUAGAAGACUUAUUCAGUGCCGUGAAUUUCGAUUAUACUGACGGAGAGCAAGAAACAAAAUUGGCUAUUAAAAUGUAAAACUGUGCUAUGAUCUUGGAACAGAUGAAUUAUGUCUCUGAUCUAAAUUCCUUAGUUACCUUGGAAGGAAUAGUGAGACUCUUGCCUCAGCCUAUGCAAACCCAGUGGGCG
Molecule: messenger RNA, 8620 nt
Organism: Schistosoma haematobium
Lineage: Eukaryota; Metazoa; Platyhelminthes; Trematoda; Strigeidida; Schistosomatidae
Exons: 4
Coding region: 1227-3380 (717 amino acids)
Molecular function (GO): nucleic acid binding
Source: RefSeq, a predicted model, not a curated record